Molecule: messenger RNA, 3778 nt
Organism: Anolis sagrei ordinatus
Lineage: Eukaryota; Metazoa; Chordata; Lepidosauria; Squamata; Anolidae
Gene: MAML2
Product: mastermind like transcriptional coactivator 2
Biological process (GO): Notch signaling pathway; positive regulation of transcription of Notch receptor target
Cellular component (GO): nucleoplasm; nuclear speck
Molecular function (GO): transcription coactivator activity
Source: RefSeq, a predicted model, not a curated record
CCUGCGUGGACUUUUCCUGGCGGCCACGAUGCCAGCCUUCCGCUAGGGCGCUGCGCUCAGUUUCUCUUUUUCUGCACCGAACACGAACGGGUUGGGGUGCUUCCCUCCAAGCCUCUCUCUCUCUCUCUCUCUCUCUUUCUCGGGGGUGGUGGCAACCUUCUCGGCGGAGAGAAGGAGUGGGGGAAAAGUUGGGAGCUGCAGCCUUCCCAGGGAUUGGCAUCUCCCUUUCGGAAGAGGAGAUCGUGGGAGUCUGCGAAGAGAGAUCCGUGCGCUUUGGACGCCCGAAGGAUGCGCCCAGCUGGGGUCCUCCGGCGGGAGAAGCUCUUCAAGGUACCCCUCCCCAUUCCCUAGCCUUUUUGCUCGUCCGCCUCCCCCAAAAGUUUCCGAAGUUUGGGGCGAAGGCGCCUCUAGAUUCACCCAGGAUGUUGGGCUUUCCUCCGGGAUUUUUGGAGAGCGCGCAGUGAAGGGAAGGAAGGCAGACCUCGGCUCGGGCAAGGCUUGGGGAAGGAGGGCGGCGAUGGGGGACUCGGGGGGACUUUUGGGCUCCUCCUCGGUGUCCGCGCCUCCGCGGGUCCACAGCGCCAUCGUGGAGCGGCUCCGGGCGCGGAUCGCCGUCUGCCGGCAGCACCACCUCAGCUGCGAGGGACGCUACGAGCGCGGGAGGGCGGAAAGCGCGGAUCGAGAGCGGGAGAACACCUUGCAGCUGCUCAGCCUCGUCCAGCAGGGACCCGCCGCCAGGAAAGGCAGCAAGCACGGCGGCGGCGGCAAGGCGGCUCAUGCCCUGGCGCACGGUCCCGCGGCGCCCGCUAACGCAACAGCGCCCCCUGCGGCGGAAUACUUUCACGCCCCGCCGCUGGUCAGCAACGGGACAGCCGCCAAUGGACGGAGUGGGCUCAAUGGGGAGCAGCAGCAGCAGCAGCCACACAGUGCAGGGGAGCAAAGGAACUCCGCCCUCAUCGCUCUCCAGGGUUCUUUAAAGAGAAAGCUGGUGGUGAAUCUCUCACCAGCCAACAAUAAGAGAUCAAACGGCAUUGCUGACAACACCUUCCUUGAUAUUAAGAGGGUCCGCGUUGGGGAUAAUAACCUUUCUGCGGGACAUGGACACUGUGGUAAUAAUUGCCAGAACCCCUCGGUGUUAGGAGCCUUGACAGUCGGACAAGGUUCUCAGAGGAAGGUCAACAGCCCAACAAACAACACCCACUCAAAUGCCAAUGGGAUGUUUAACUUGACACUAAAGGAGGUAAAGAAAGAACCAGGAGAGACUUACUCUUGCAGCAAACACUCAGAUAAUCAGGUGUCCCAGGGCCAUCCUUUUCCUAACAGAUAUGGAGAAGACAUGGGAGAACAGCUGAUGGACCCAGAACUUCAAGAAUUGUUCAAUGAGCUGACAAAUAUUUCUGUGCCACCCAUGAGUGAUCUUGAACUCGAAAAUAUGAUAAAUGCUACCAUCAAGCAAGAUGAACCAUUUAACAUUGACCUCGGGCAGCAGAUCCCGAGAACUCCUCCUGCCAGAUCUUCAUCAUUGCAGAUGGAUAAAAUGGUGAUCAAGCAAGAAUAUUCACCCACCAUGAACCAGGCUUCAGCUGGGUCACCCCAAAUGAGGCCUUCCUCUACGGGUCCACCUUUCACCAUGUCAACUGCUGCUAUGUCCAGCUCAUCUCCGAUUCCUUCAGUGCCUCAGACGCAAACCACUCCAUCUCAAGCACCGUCAAUUCCCAACCGUCCAAUGGGCACCUGGCAGGAAGUCUCCCAUGCCCAGCAGUUGAAACAAAUAGCAGCCAACCGUCAACAACAUGCCAUGAUCCAGCAAUGCCAGCAGGGUCAACCGCCCUCCUCCUGGCCCACUUUAUCACCUGCAGAGCUUCCUCCCGGAUCGUUUGUCCAGGAAAAAAUGGCCAACCCUCCUUUUCAUCAGCAGCAGUUCAACCCGCAGAACUCAGGAGUCCCUGCAAAUGGGAAUCUGCCAAAAGGAAUGAAUAACUACAUCUACCGGGCAAAUGCCCUAUCCCAGGGAAGCUCUGUCAACACCAUGAUGCAACGAAAGACUCAGGACCUCAGCAGAGGUUAUAUCAGCAACAGCCAGUUGCCGCUGGAGGAGCCUCAGAACAACAUCAAGCCUUUGUUUCAGUUCAACUCAGAACAACCCAGCCAGCAAAUGCCUUCUGUUUUGGGCUCCCAAAACAAGCCUUCGAUUCUGCACUAUGCACAGCAGCAGCAGCAACAACAACAGCCUAACUCGGUAGCUGUUCAGCCGCAGACACAGCAACAACAAUCAACACAACAGCAGCAACAAUCUACCCAGCCUCUUCAAAGACCACCAAACGUUUCAUUAGCUCUGCAGCAAAAAAUCAUGCUCCAGAAAAUGCUGCAAAAUCAAACCCUGUCAAGACAGCAGUAUCCUGUUCCAACACAGCACCAACUGGAUCAACACUCCAUCCUUGGCCAAAGUACAGCCUCCAGCCCAAGUUCUGGCACUUGUACAAAUCCAAAUGCUGGAAGCAGUUACAUGAAUUCACCCCAGCAAGCGUUGCUAAACCAGCAGCUGAAACAACAACUUCUCUUACAGCAGCAGCAGCAGCAGCAGCAACAACAACAGCAACAACAACAACAGAUAUUAACAGAAGCAGAGAAGAUAACUCCUCAGGACCAGUUGAAUCGGCACCUUGCGAGGCCACCACCGGACUACAAAGACCAAAGAAGGAAUCAAGUCAACAUACAGCAAACCCACCAAUAUUCCAGUGGAUCGGCCACUGUGAGCAUCAAUAGCCUAUGCUAUUCCAACCCCAUUUCAACUCCUCUGACACAAACGUCGACUCUACUAUCAACAGCUCAUGGAACCAGGAUGCCUUCUCUUCCGGCCGGCCACCACAUGAGCUGCUAUGGGAACGUCCCUCGCAGUCAACCCAGCGCAUACAAUGUGACACCUUCAAGGGUAAGCCCAGUCCCACAGAACAGGAACCCAAACCCAGUUGUAUCUGGUCAGAACAGUCCUGCAGCCUCACAACAAGUCCCUCCUGGGCAAGGAAACAACUUACCGACAUUUAAUAGUGGUCCAGGGAUCAACCCUCAGCAAGGGAAGCUUGGCUUGAGCCAGGGGACCACCACACAAAGACCUGCAAACGUGAUGGUCUCCUCGAAUUCCGCAUCUCAGAACUGGGUUUCUCCAGAAACAGGAGCAAAGCAACAAGAAACACGAAAGGCCAUGGGUUCCCCUUUCCCAACAGGGAGCCCAUAUACAAGCCAGCAAAUGCAACGCACAGCUGCUCACCAGCAAUUCUCCCAGCGUGCCAUGGUGCCUGCUUCCCAAUUGGCCACUGCCCAGAUGAGGACACCUGUGAGCCAAAUGAACCAGACUCUCAAUGGACAAGUGGCUGGGUCACCGAAAGCCCAGAAUGCAAGGUCUAACCAGGUACGGGCACAGGCCAUGCCACACUUAAAUCCAGCUGGGGUUGGCAUGGCAUCUCCACCACACACCUUGCCAUCCAAUCAUUUCUCAUCCUCUGCCAAUCCAACACCUGCCAGGUCUUAUCAAGGAACUGAUCAUGCUAGCGACCUAGCGUUUGACUUUCUGAACCAGCACGGAGAUAACAUUGGGCCAGCACUCAACAGUGAUCCGGACUUCAUUGAUUCUUUGUUGAAAACAGAACCUGGUAAUGACGACUGGAUGAAGGACAUCAAUCUUGAUGAAAUAUUAGGUGGCCAUUCCUGAGACAAAGCAGUUGACAAUCACAAACACAUGGUGUUUAUUUACAGUCAUUACAUAUGUUUGCCCCAAAAA